Molecule: messenger RNA, 5088 nt
Organism: Penicillium digitatum Pd1
Lineage: Eukaryota; Fungi; Ascomycota; Eurotiomycetes; Eurotiales; Aspergillaceae
Source: RefSeq, a predicted model, not a curated record
AUGUACUUAUUUCGAGUCAACAAACCCGACAACAGGUCUCACGUUACCGGAGGAAAGAAAACCGGCAAGGAGCCCGUCAAGGCUUCCCAGGCCGAGGAAGACUCCGAUGCAGAACUCGAGAGAACGCUAGUGGAGGAGAGGAGCAAGAUCACCAUACUCGAACGGAAGAUCCAGGAGCUGACCGCCAAGCUCAACGAACUGGGAUCCGGAGCAAAAAGCAAGUUUGGUGAAGUUGACGAUUACCUCGCUCAGUUCAAAGAGCAGGUCAUCGCCUCCGCUCCCGCCAACGCCAUCAAGGCACCGACAUUGCCCAAGGCUGAGUACUUCGAAGGAACCCGAACCAAGUUGCGGGGAUUCCUCACUCAGAUGGACAUGCACCUCGACGUGAACAAAAUCAAGCUACCUAGCGAAGCCAGCAAGGUGAUUUUUGUGUCAACCUACUUGCGAGGCCAAGCUUGGAACUGGCUCGAACCCCACAUCAGAGACUACUACGAAAAGUCGUCGGAAGAAUGCGCGUCGGUAUACGCCUCUGAAUUCCAGCAAAUCAUCUCUUACUUGGAUCUGCCCGAUCGAGCGUACAUCCCGUACUUCGAAGCAGGGCUCAAGUCGGAAGUGAAGGACGAAUUGGCAAGGAUCGACAGACCCGAUAACUUGGACCAGCUCAUCGCCAUUGCGGUCAAGAUCGACAACCGCAUCAACGAGCGGCGAUACGAGCGAAAGGAGAUGGAUCAGUGGAAAAGAGGAAAAACCCACGGAUUGAACAGAUUCGGGCACGGGCGCCGCGAGAACAGGGCACCCAGAGACCCCGACCCAUAUGGCCCAAAGCCAAUGGAAUUGGACGCCACUCAAGAAGAGCAAAAGGAGCGUCGACAAAAGAAUCUCUGCUUUACCUGCGGGAAACCGGGGCACCGGGCAUUUGAAUGCAAGCAGAAGAAACCGUUCGAGAAACGGCAGCACAUGCGGGCAACGCGGGAAGAGCUACGCGCGACCCGAGAAGUCCGAAGCGACUACCCAGGCACAGAAGCCCUGGAAGAUCUCUUGGCAAGAUGGGGAACCCUGAGCCCAGAAGAGACAUUGGCGGGCAACCUGUGUACUGAAGGGUUAGCCGACGAGCCAGAAUUCGAGUAUCCGGAAAUAGACUGGGAUACGGUGGAGAGUCAGGGGGGGACACAGUAUGUCCCGCAGGCAUUGCAAAGCCAAGACCCCGUAGGACUUCGGAUCGGAGAAAACACAGAAGGGUGGUCGGAAGGAGCGCACGGACCGGGGACCGCGGUCUCAAAACCAGGCUCGUCGCAGAACCACCAACCCCUCAAGACGAUCGGUGUGGGGCCAACCAGGGCGCAGGAGCCAAACCCCAACACCACCAACGACCUAAGAACGCCAGGCGUGCCAAAGAAAACAGGUCGAGAAACCCACCACAGAUGCCGUGCGAUCCCAGGAAAGGGACACGAAGACUCAGAAGAGCAAGAGAACCCUGGGUACCAUGACCGAGGUCAUGAAGAGGCCGGAGCGCCUGAAGGUCCUUCCCGAGGAGGAAGUCGGACCGAUAGAUUGGAGCAGCAUCUCCUCGGAAUUAUGGAGAAAGGCGACGACCCAAUAGGAUGCCGUGCGAUCCCAGGAAAGGGACACGAAGACUCAGAAGAGAAAGAGAACCCUGGGUACCAUGACCGAGGUCAUGAAGAGGCUGAAGCGCCUGAAGGUCCUUCCCAAGGAGGAAGUCGGACCGAUAGAUUGGAGCAGCAUCUCCUCGGAAUUAUGGAGAAAGGCGACGACCCAAUAGGAUGCCCAUGCGAGAAACCCACUUGCGCGUGCAAAGGAUACGCACGACACCCGGAACACGGCAAGAUGGCCAGUGUUAUGUGCUACGACGAAACGUGCACCACCCAUGAAUCCGCAAAAUUGGAUCAUGGCAUCGAUCCCAGACCACUGCGGUGGAUGAGCAAGCCAGAAUGGAGGCUUGAGUACCAAGGAGUAUGGUACAACGGGCGUCAGGUAUGUGACCACAAUGGUCAACCCGCAACGCAUCUAGCAGCCACCACGACAGGGAGACAUGUCAAGUUGUAUGUGACCUUACCUCAAGGAAGAGCUUGGACUCUCAUUGACUCAGGGGCUACGAACAACUUCAUGAAUCCAAGGUUCCAAAAAGACAAGAAGAUAUGGACCAAACCCCUGCCGCGUGUGAUUCCCAUUGCAGGACUCAACGGAGAAGUGCUCUCCGGAGGAGUCAGUGAAGAAACCGCCACACUACCCAUGUCUGUCCAUAGACACCCAGAAUUGAUUAAGUUCAACGUUCUGGAAACGGGAGACUACGACAUUGUGCUAGGCAUUCCAUGGCUUAGGAAGCACAACCCGAGUAUUGAUUGGCAAUCGGGAGAGAUUACCUUCAACAGAUGCGAGUGCAUGGAGCGGUACGACAGCUACGAAACGCGUCGGAGAAAGGCCGCCCAACGGAGCAACCAGCCUCCCAAGAGAAGAAAGAACGAAAUAUUAACGGAACCAUUUCCGGAACAAAUUCACAACAUGACGGAAGAAGAAUUGAAGGAAUACAUAACCGUCAAACAUGAGAAGCUGUACGCAACCAGCGACGAACCACGAAUUCCAGAAGAAUACCGUGAGUUCACGGAUGUGUUCACGGCACCAGCCGAAGGAGUGUUACCAAAGCACGGGACAUUUGACCACGAGAUCAACACAAUGGAGGGGACCGAACCUACUUUCAAACCCAUCUACCAGCUGUCACAGAAGGAGUCAGAAACACUCAAGGAAUACAUCAGCGAAAACCUAAAGAAAGGGUACAUCCGGGCCUCGAAAUCAUCGGCCGGAUACCCAAUCAUCUUCGUACCAAAGAAAGAUGGGAGUCUUCGACUUUGUGUGGACUACCGACAUCUGAAUUCGAUUACCAUCAAAGAUCGGCACCCACUUCCUUUGAUCCACGAAAUGCAAGACAGACUUGGAAGAGCGAAAUAUUACUCCAAGUACGACAUUACCAAUGCGUAUCACCGCAUCAGAAUCAAGACAGGACACGAAUGGAAAACAGCAUUCCGCACGAAGUACGGACACUUCGAAUACUUGGUUAUGCCUUUCGGCCUCACCAACGCACCAGCAACAUUCCAACGCUUCAUCAUCAAAGCAAUUGAAGAAUAUCUGGAUCUCUUCGUGAUAGUGUACCUAGACGACAUUUUGGUCUUUUCAGAGACCUUGGAAGAGCACAUUGAACACAACAAACUUGUGCUGCAAAAGAUGAGAGAAGCUGAGGUUACUCUCAAACUGAAGAAGUGCGAAUUCCAUGUGCAGGAAACCACUUUCCUGGGAUAUCGCAUCAGCCCCAACGGACUGGGGAUGGAAGAAGAGAAAGUCAAGAGCAUCAUGGAGUGGCCUACGCCCAAAAGCAUGAAAGAAGUACAACGAUUUCUCGGUCUAGCCAACUACUACCGGAAAAUCAUCGACGGGUACGCGGGAGUCGCGACGGGACUCUACCGGCUCACGAAAAAGGACCAGAAGUUUGAAUGGGACGAAGCAGCCGAAGACUCGUUUCGAAAACUCAAGACACUCUUCAGCAAAGGAACAAUCGUGGCAACAUUCGACUACGAUAAACCAAUCAUCAUGGAAACUGACGCAUCAGACUACGCUCUAGGAGCACGGUUGACGCAACCAGGACAAGACGGGAAGUACCGACCAGUCGCAUUUUGGUCGAGAAAGAUAAUCCCCGCAGAACUCAACUACGAUGUGCACGACAAGGAACUCUUGGCUAUAGUGUCAGCAUUCCAAGUCUGGAGAGAAUAUCUAGAAGGAGCAAAGCACACCGUGACGGUCAAGUCAGACCAUAAGAACCUCACAUUCUUCACCACAACGAAGGUUCUUACACGACGACAAGCGCGAUGGGCUGAGACCCUUGCACAAUACGAUUUCAGAAUCGAACACUGCAAAGGGACAGAGAACAGCCAAGCCGACGCUUUGAGCAGACGACCAGACUAUGAACUCGGCACCAAAUCAGCAGAACCGGCUGUAUUGAGACAAAACUCAGAUGGUACCAUUUCAUACAACAAACAAAUCCUGGCCGCAACAAUGGAGGUCGUAGACGACGACUUCUUACAAAAAAUCCGAGAUGCAUUGGAAGGAGACGCAAUCAACGAGCUCGCCACAGAAGGAAGCAAGCUCAUCAGUGACGACACUGGACUACUCCACAUGCACGGAUUGAUAUAUGUCCCAAGCAAAUUGAGAAAUGAGGUCAUACGACGACACCACGACGACCUCUCACACGGACAUAUGGGGGUAGAAAAGACCAUCGAACACAUUACGCGAAACUACUAUUUUCCGAACAUGUAUCGAAAGGUCCGAUUCUACAUCAAAACAUGCGACACGUGCCAGAGAAACAAGCCUGCACGGCACUCGCCAUACGGAGAAUUACAACUAUCGGAGACACCAACGAAUCCAUGGGAAUGGAUCACGAUGGACUUCAUCACGAAGUUACCAGUCUCAGAAGGACAACACGACAUGAUCAUGGUUAUAGUCGAUAGGCUCACAAAAUACGCCUACAUGAUCCCGACUACGGAAACCAUUGAUGCCAAUCAGAUGGCAAACAUCGUGCUAAGGCAUGUGGUUGCAAACCACGGAUUGCCAAGCAAGAUCACAUCGGACAGAGACAAGCUGUUCACAUCGAACAUGUGGCAGUCGUUUGCGGAUCAAAUGGGGAUUGAGCUUAGACUCUCUACCGCCUACCAUCCACAAACCAAUGGACAAACGGAAAGAGUGAACCAAACACUGAAGCAGUACCUGAGGCACUACGUGAAUUACCAGCAAGACAACUGGGCAGGACUGUUGCCGACAGCACAACUGGCAUACAACAACGCGGUACACUCUACAACCAACGAAACACCAUUCUUCGCGAACAAUGGGUACCACCCAGUGACGUUCGGAGAACCAAUUGGCAAGGCAGCUAUGGCAGAAUCAGCAAGGCUGAAGGCCACGGAGCUACGGAAGUUGCAUGCGCAACUAUCCAGGGACAUUGAUUUUGUCAACCUACGCAUGAAGGAAUACUACGACAAACACCAUCAGUGGAAGAAAAAAUGGGACCAGUCAAUUGUCGCUUAA